GAGUUUGUCGAGGAGGGCCAUCUUGUACGCAGCUUAUUUGCUAUCUUCGCCAAUACCAGUGAGCGCAGACCUACCCAGAAGAAAUCACUGUGGGCCGAUAGUGAGCGAAACACACACAUUCCAGCCAUCUGGAUCCGGGGGGACACAGUCAACCUGACAAACGUGAUUGUGAUGCUUGCGUACCAGCAAAGCUGAUCUUGCAAAAGAGAUAAGCGUGCAAUAGUGUUAAUAAAUUUUACGACGUCAUCGGUUAACCGGUGGUGAGCCGUUAUCGUGGCUCCCAGUGACAGGAUAUUUCCGUGCCUCGGUUUUAGCAUCAAUGUCGAUCAUUUUCUGUUCGGAAAUGAAAGCAAUUUAUUUGCUGUCGGUUGGUUUGAUUUAUUUCUGCAAAACCGUUGCAAGCCUUGAGGAACCAAACACAACGCUAGCCCCGGUGGAAAAUUACAAAACCAAUCCGUACUGCUUCCGGUUCACGUGGAUGGGCCCGAAGUACAACAAGGAUACGCCGUACAAAAACCUCAGCUGUGACAACAUCCUGAAGAAGGCGAAGGGCAUUCCGUGCUUUCAUCCGUUGGUUAUAACGAACAACACCAACGUACCGGACACUAACUACAUGUGGGAAGAGUACAAAGACAAACCGUCCCAAAUUGCUUGCCGGCUCGUGCGUGGGGAGGUGUGCGCCCGGUACUCCUAUCGCUACAACGGUGCAAUUGAAAACAUAACCUACAUGUGCGCCAAACUCAACGUGGACAAUGAGUCGUCUACCUCGACCAGUUGCUUUAAGGAGGAUCGGCUGGGACGGGAGAUCGAGGUGUGCGUCUGCGAAUCGGCCGCCGGUCGUACGCCCUGCAAUCGAUCGACAAUUGUGCUGGCGGAUGGUGCCCCCGUCGCGCCGAUGAUGCUACUGCUGGCCGUGGUACAGUUGCUACUAAUAAAGUGUUUACAGUUGCGGUAGCUAACAGCUUGUUUUUA
Molecule: messenger RNA, 972 nt
Organism: Anopheles arabiensis
Lineage: Eukaryota; Metazoa; Arthropoda; Insecta; Diptera; Culicidae
Exons: 5
Coding region: 320-955 (211 amino acids)
Source: RefSeq, a predicted model, not a curated record